AUGUCUGCUGUCAAUCGUGGGUUACGCCAGGCCACCAGAUCACUGCGCCUCCACCGCUGCUGCCCGCCCUCGGCUUUGCGGCCGUUGUGCGCUCUCAAGAAAGCCGCUGGCCACGUCUCGGGCGCUGCCACACCCCCGCGCAGCAGCUUCUCCACCAUGGCCUCGCUCCAGUCUGCCAGCGCCGCGACGCCCUCGCCGUCGGCGGGCAAGGGCUACGACCAGGAGAUUCUCGACAUUGCGAGCUACGUGCACAACCAGAAGAUUGAUUCGGAACUGGCCUUUGACACAGCGAGAUGGGUGUUUCUCGACACGCUGGGCUGCGGCCUCGAGGCUCUGCGGUUCAAGGAGUGCACCAAGCUCCUCGGGCCCAUCGUCCCCGGCACCACGGUUCCUUCGGGCACCAAGGUUCCCGGCACCGAGUUUCAACUCGACCCCGUCAACGGCGCCUUCAACAUUGGCGCCAUGAUCCGGUGGCUCGACUACAAUGACUGCUGGCUCGCUGCUGAGUGGGGUCACCCCAGCGACAAUCUGGGCGCCAUCCUUGCCGUGGCCGAUUGGGUGUCGCGGACAAACAAGGCGGGCCAGCACAAGGUUGCCGGCGGCAAGAUUUUCACGGUCCGCGAUGUGCUCGAGGCCAUGAUUAAGGCCCACGAGAUCCAGGGUUGCCUAGCCCUGCUGAAUUCGUACAACAAGGUCGGUCUUGACCACGUCGUUCUCGUCAAGGUUGCCAGCACCGCCGUGGUCAGCAAGAUGCUCGGCCUCAGCGAGAAGCAGACGGCCGAUGCCAUCACCCACGCUUGGGUGGACGGCCAGAGCUUGCGCACCUACCGCCACACGCCCAACACCAUGUCUCGCAAGUCGUGGGCUGCUGGUGAUGCCUGCCAGCGCGCUGUCAACCUGGCCCUCAAGGUUCUCAAAGGCGAGACCGGUAUCCCCUCUGUUCUCUCGGCUCCUACUUGGGGCUUCUACGAUGUCCUGUUCAAGGGCAAGAAGUUUGAGUUCCAGCGGGGCUAUGGCAGCUAUGUCAUGGAGAACGUGCUCUUCAAGGUGUCUUAUCCUGCUGAGUUCCACUCGCAGACCGCCGUCGAGGCGUCGGAGAAGAUCUAUGCUCAACUGAAGGCCAUGGGCAAGUCUGCCGCCGACAUCAAGGCCGUCACUUGCCGAACGCAUGAGGCCUGCAUCCGCAUCAUUGACAAGCAGUUCAAGCCCAUGGACAACUUCGCAGACCGCGACCACUGCAUCCAGUACAUGUGCUCCGUCAUGCUCGUCUAUGGUCGCCUCACCGCCGGGGACUAUCCCGACGGCUCCGAGGCCGCCACCUCGCCACUGGUCGAGUCGCUCCGCAAGAAGAUCAAGUGCGUCGAGGACCCGCAGUUCACGGCCGACUACCAUGACCCGGCACUCCGUACCAUCAGCAACGGUUUGACGGUCGAGCUGAACGACGGCACGGUGCUGCCCGAGGUGGUCGUUGAGGCCCCGCUUGGCCACCGCUUGCGCCGUGAGGAGGCCAAGCCGCAUAUUCUGGCUAAGUACAAGCGCCACUUGGAGCCCCAUUUCAGCGCCGAGAAGGUGCAGGGGCUUGUUGACCUCGGUCUGGACGCCAAGAAGCUUGAGGCCAUGGGCGUGGACGAGUACGUUGAUCUGUACGUCUGCAAGGACAGCAAGUUCUUUAAGGAGCAAUAA
Messenger RNA from Parathielavia appendiculata, 1683 nucleotides. RefSeq names its product 2-methylcitrate dehydratase. NCBI's taxonomy places the organism in Eukaryota, Fungi, Ascomycota, Sordariomycetes, Sordariales, Chaetomiaceae. The record is from RefSeq and is a predicted model, not a curated record. The transcript is spliced from 3 exons. Gene Ontology annotation, cellular component: mitochondrion. Gene Ontology annotation, molecular function: 2-methylcitrate dehydratase activity; 2 iron, 2 sulfur cluster binding. Bases 1 to 1683 code for a protein of 560 amino acids.